GUAAUUUUUAUAAACACAAGAACUUUCCAAGAUGGUCACUUUCGAAGAAAACUUCACGUCUUAUAUUUAACAUCUGAAGGUAACAGAGAAGUUUUCUAGCUUCAUUUUCGCCUUUCGAUACUAAGUAGAUCACCAUGGCUGACGAUGCUGGACACAAAGCCAUGUUGUAUUUCUUGGAGAUUUUGAUGAAUAGCGCAACACCCUAUACUAUCAGUCAGUUAGCAGGGCGCUUUGGAAGUCGUAACUUUACACCAGACAUGCGACAAUGUGCAGGUGGGAAUGAAGCUGGUUUAAAGAAAUUCCUACAAAAAUAUCCAUCCUUAUUUGCAGUGAAUGGAAAUUUAGUUAGUUUGAAUGACGGAAGUAACGAUCUUGGAAAGUCAAAUUUUCGAGAAAGCAGCCCUGCAUCAUCAAAUCCCCAAGAAGUAUCUACUGAAACUGAAGCAGUUCAGUACUUUCGAAGCAAAAUGCUAAAAAAAGGAGAACAAUGGAUGGCAACAGCAAGUCUAGCUGGGCAUUUAUCACAAGCACCUCCAGAUAUCAGAGAAUGUGUUGGCCCACAGAAUGAGUUCAAACAGUGGAUACUUAGGCAUCCACUGAUUUUUGAAAUUAAAGGUGACAUGGUUGGCCUUAAAGACAAUAUAACAUACAGUGCUGUGAAUCCUAAUGCCGAGCCAUUUCUUGAAGACAGUGCCUUAACCUCUCGUUUUAACCAAGAAAGAGAUCAAUUAUUAUUACAGAGUACACCUAAAUUAAAGAAAAGACCUAAAUCAUUGGAUAUGUUGGAACCUCGAUCCCCACUGAUGUCACCAAGAUCACCAGCCAUAAAAAGUGCAAUUACUCCAGGAAGUGCAAAAUCUGGACCAACAGAAAUGACAGCUAAUCAGUACAAAGCUGUCAUGUUUAUAAAAGGCAUAAUAGAAAAGAAAGGGGAUAUGAAGUUAAGCAGUUUAACUGGACACUUCAGUCAAGCUCCUGAAAGUUUAAGAAAUACAAUUGGAUGGACAAAACAAGAUUUAGAAAAAUUUCUUCUCUCACAUGCAAAUAUAUUUGUUGUAGCAGAGGAUGAGACAGUUUCUGUAAUAAAAAAUGCACGUCUAAAUGUUUUCAUCACAGGCAGCAGACCACAAGCAAGUCCAAAACCAACUGUUACUGGCAGGAAAGGCCGUAUUUAUCAUGUUGCAAAACUUUGGGGUAUCAUUGAUCUUGGCCGGCAUGAACAUGUAUUCAUUGAUCGGUCAAUAUUUGGGAAACACAUUGAUGAUUUGAACAAAUUGUUACAUGUUGGAGAAAUGUGUUGCUUUGAUGCAAUUCCAGCUCCUAAAGGGAGUCGUGCAAGAUGGCGUGCAACGAAAGUAUGGAAAGAACAUGAAUCCAUCGAGGACUUAAUUGAAAAGGUAGCAACACAAUUACAGUUGCCAAUGGAUGGCAUACCAUAUAAAGAACCGCCAAGUCCCCUUACAAACAUUGAUGAAGAGAUGCGGCAAAUAAUUCCCGAAUUGAAUGACAGUACUAUUGCAUCAACCCCUGUCAGUGUUGGGGGUGUCAAUUAUGCUUUUGGGGAUGCAGCACCAAGUGGAGCAGGAAUUGUUCCAGUCUGGAAUUUCAAACAUGCUGAAUUGGCAGGUCUUAGAGAUGUUGAUGAGUUAGAUCUGAGUGAUGAGGGAGAAUCUCCAAGUUUAUCCAUGGUAGCAGAACGUUAUUACAUGAACCGUUCAGUACUAGGAGACAGUCCCAGAGAUGGUGAGGAUGAAAGCACAACUAAGGAAAGUAAUGGUACAUUAAAUGGUGAAGUUGGAAAAGAGGGGAAAUCAGAAAAUACUCAGAAAAAAACAUCAGAAGCUGGAUGUCAAACUAUUGUAACAGGAGAGGUUCUAGCAACUCAGCUGUUUCAUGAAGAAUUUUAAGAGUUCUUCAUUUUAUGCAAUAUUUAGUCAAUAGUCAAGACUUUUUAUAAUGGUUUUGUGAAAGAACAGAUAUAGAGUAAUGUUUUCAUGAUUGUUGUAGCAGUAGCACAAUACUAAUUGCAGGUUUCCACUUUAGCAAGUCUAAAGUUCAUAAUGUGCAAGAUCAUAUAACAACGUAUUUUAGUAUUAAUGAUUGUGUAAAUUAAUCUCUGUUCUUUCACAAAAUCCACCUUGUUUUAGGGAUUGAUCUAAUUAUGCAAUAUCUCCUGUACAUGCAAAUUACAUUUUGAGCAGGAUAAAGUACAACACUGUUAUUAAAUGCUUACAAAGUAAUAUUAAAUAUUUUGUAUUACUAAAUCUGAUGAUUUGAUUUUGGUACCAAACAUGUAUGAUGGUGCCUGCCCAUUUAUAUUUUGAAAAAAGAUGUUGCAUUUUUUGGAAAGAUUCCUGCAUCAAUGUUGAAUGUAAUCGGGGAACUGUCAAAUAAUAAUUGCUUCUGUGGAUUUAGAAUAAAUUUGUGAUUGCUUUGGUGGAUUUAGAUUGAGUUUAUGAUAGCAUGUGUGGAUUUAGAAUAAGUUUGUGAUUGCUUCAGUGGAUGUAGAUAAGUUUUUGGUUAGGUAUUGUGACUAAAUUAUUAGUUACCAGUUAUUUUCUUGCACAGUACUUCAGUCUGAGCCAGUGAGGAAUGUGUCAUUUCUAGUGGUAUGCUUUAUGAUUUUGCCAAGUUGAUUUUGACUUAAAUAUGUAUAACUUACUGCCAUAUUGAAAGUAUAGUGCUUAUAAAAGGUCACUACAAAAUGUACCAUUUCAUUUAAAUUUUAUCUGUACUGUAAAGUUUUCUUAUAGAUCUGAUGAUACUAACAGUUUCAACUAUUUUUCCAGAUUUUACACAACACUGCAAAUUUAAUAUACAUGUAGUAACAAAAAUUUCUGAAAUUAUUGCAAUGUGUUUGUUUAUCCAUUAUUUCAAAUAACUAUUAGCGUAAACAUUUUAAUGGGCUGCUCAGAUUAGACGGGGUAGAAAUUACAAAAAUCAGCAUGGGCUGUAGUGUAUGCCCUAACCGGGUCUUAAAAAAUAAUGCCAAGGACUGUAACAUACAGGCAACUUUAUAUACCUGACGACAUGUAAGUUCUUUAAGGUGGUACCCAACACCUUGACUAAUAUCAAUUUGGCUCGUUUAAUUUUCAUAAAAUUUGGACAAAAUGUUUACUUUGACCCUUUGACAAAAAUAUAAAAAUUUCAAAAAAUUUGAAUCAACCACUUUAUCAGAAAAAUUUCAUUGGUUAUAUAACAGUUCAACAAACAAUAAUUUUGAUCAUUGAGAAGCUUAAUAUUUCCUUAACAAUACAACGUAAUUAAAACGUUUAGCUGAUUUUUACAGAGUUAUCUCCCUGUAGUGUUAGAUACCACCUUAAAUUAAUCUGAAAUGUAAUUUGAAAACUUUCAAAAAUCAUGAAAAAGCAGAUAAUGUAAGAUUUGAAAUAAUAGAUGGAUGCAAUAAUUUCUGAUUUUUUGUAAAAUAAUUUUAUUUUUUAUUAAAGUGACCUUGUUCUGUAAUGUUUUGUGCUGGACAUAUUUAUUAUUAUUAUUAUUAUUAUUAUUACUACCUAAGUAUAUGCAAUGAGAUUUUUAAUUGAACCAUAUUUAUUAUUGUGUAAAUGGAAUAUAUUUUAUAUAAGAUAUUUAUAUUUGUGCAUUUUUUUUAUCUUUGGUUUGUUGGGACACUUCAUCUUAUUAUUUAAUCGGGUUUUAAAACCAAAGAACAGAGAUAUGCAAAAAAAAAUAUUGUUAGUGUUUAUUCAAUUUUUAAAAUUUGAUAGAACCUGACCAGAAAUAAAGUUGAAAUUUCUUCUGAUAAAGAAAGUUUUAUUGAAGUGGAAUACUUUUUUUUUUACAGAUAUCUGUAUUUCACAUGUAGAGAGAAAAAUCAUGUCUAAAAGUGAUUGUCAUGUUUUUUUAGGAUAAUGUUUGCUUAAAAAUUUUGUUCUUGUUCUUUUAGAAAACUUUAAUGACAAAUAAUUUAUCAAAUUAUUCUAUUUUUGUCAGAUUUAACUUUGCAAUGUAAUUUUGUAAUUGAUUUGAAAUUUAUGAUUAAAAAUGCAGUUUGCAAUAUUUGAUGACCUUCAUACAAAUGUCAAGUAUAUUCUAUUUCUUUUAGUCUUCCUACUUGUGUUUUAUGCUCUGGUUUCUGUCAUUAUGUCAGUUUCUACGAAAUCAAGGAGCAAAUUCUUGAUAAUAAACAUAAUUAUAUUUGUUAGCGAAAAGUUACAUAUCCAUUUCAGAUAUCAGUAUUACAUGUAUCACUACAUUUCUAUAUAUAUUACUGCUAUGAUUCUUAUAGCAUUUUGUAAUUGUCUGUCUGUGUUCAAAUAAAACACAAUACCUUUUGUGAAUUAGUCAAAUUUGCAUUGAGUGUGUAUUUAGUGAAAUAUUUGUCAUGUACCGGUAUUUGUGCUGCUAACAUUUUAGUUAAUUUCGUCUAUAGCAUAAUUUCUGUUUGAAAAAAUUAUUUGUAGAUUCUAUGUUCAUCGAGCAUAUUCAUCUUGCGUUAGUUUCGAAACAUACUCAGCAGAAACAAACAUUGACUCUUAAUUAAUACCUAAGCCUUUAAAUUUCUUUGUGUAAUUUUUUAUGUUCUUAGUUUUAGCAUGUAUGUAUGUAAAUGCUAUAGGGGUCAUGGUAGUAACAUAAACUUUCGAUAUUUUCGGCUUAGAUAGAAUGGUCUAUCAUUUUCGUAUUAUAACAAUUUUUCGAUUCUGUUUGAAACAGAAAUAUUAUACUAGUCAUAUAAUUUUAUCUGAUUUUUGUUUUUAAGAAAAAAUGACCAAAAUAUGAUAUUUUAUUUUGUAUUAGAAUGUCAUGCUUAUGAAUUCAGAAGUCAUUUGAAAGAGUUAUGACAAUGAUCUAAAAAAAUUAAGAAGUAAAAAAAAUCUUUCAUCUGUUUUUUCAUGUGUGAAAAAUCAAAAUGAUUUUCAUCUUUUCUAGAUAAUGUUAUAAAUGUAUCAUGUAGAGGUAAAAAGGAAAUCACCAAUUGAAAAAAAGCUUAAUAUAUGUAUUCUUUGCCAAAAUGUUUUUGAAUUGGUUUGACACUUAUUUGUACAUUUAAUAAUGAAAUCUAAGAAUUGGUCUUACAAGUUGAAACUUCGUAUUUCCUAAAGACUACAUGAAGUUCAGAUAGUUUGGAUUGCUGUGAAAUGAUGAUUAGGUUGUAUUAGAAGAGUUUGAACUAUGAAAUGAUGAUGAGGUGGUAUUAAAAGAUCUUGUGAAAUUAAGGGUCUUACAUUGUCAAUCUGGCCUUUCUGGAGCCAGAAUAUAUUAAUUCCUGAAAAAUGACAACUAAAUUCAUAAGCAUGACAUUUUCCCAUUUUUUAAUUUACCGAAAAACCAUUGUUCCAUGACUUGUUGCUUCUUUAAUUUUAUGUUUUUAUUUAUAUUUGUUAUGGUUUUUUUUGUUUGUGAUAAAAUGUUAUUAAUAUAUUCAAAUUUGUCUAUCUUUAUUUUAUUAAAAAGACAACAAAUAUAAAAUUAUAAAUGAUGAAAGACUACAUAAAAUAAAUUUGUGGAAAAAAAUGUUUAUUAAUCAAUCUUAUUUUAAAUUUGGAAGCAAUAAAUAUAUUAAAAAUAAUUUAUUUCAAAUGUCAUCCCUUUUAUUUUCCCUACUACUCUUGUUAUGAUAUUAAUUAAAACAGCUGUUCCAAAAUAGGGCAUUAACUUCAUUCCUUUAACACAUUAGAAAACAUCUUACUUUGUUCAGAUAAUUUGUUUAGGAGGUAUAGAAUUUCCAGAUUUGUUUUAUUUGUUCAGAAUUUAUAAAACCAGCAGUUUUCUUCACUAUAAUGCAAUAUUUAAGUUCAUGUUUAUAUUGUGUGAAAGAUAUCUUUUACAAACCGUUUCCAAGAUUUUAACGAUGAUCAUUGUAUAUCCAAACGUAAGUGGAUUAACAAAUUAUCAAAUAGAUCCAUACCCUGUUUUAUUUGUAUCUAAUUGUGUGUUCAAUGCACAGUUGGCGGUGCUGAGAGUUUGUAAAUCCCAUUUUGUUGAUAUACCUCAAACCUUUUGUGUUAGCUGCGUUUGUAUAAGCAUUACUGCUGUUGCAGAUAAUUUUUUUUAUAUCAUCACCAUUUCAUAUUUUGUGUUGAUAUUUUGCAUAAUCAUUGGAUAGUGUAAGAUUUUAGAAUUUUGAAGAAUAAUAGGUUUUUUCAUCAAUUAUAUAUUUUUAUAAAUAAAAAUGCCAUCUUUAAAAUAAAAAUUUGGUUGUGAAACUUAUAAAAUUGGUUUGUGCUCACAAGGUUAUACUUAAUUUACUAACAUAUUAUAUUCAAAGAUUUAAAAUGAAUUAACUUGAUUUUUGUGCAUGUAACCAAAUUUUUAUAUCAUAACCAACUUUAAAGUUGUAUUUGUGUCUAGUUACAUCAUAUUUUUAUUUUUGUAUAGAAAGUUGUAAAUUUCUUGGCUCUUUCAGUGUUUUGUGGAAAUUGUUAGGGUAGGUAUAUUUGCAAUUUAAAAAAUCCAGAUAUUAAGAAACCACAGAUUGUUGUCAGAAUUUUUCAAGUGUUGCACUAUAAUUUUUAUCAUGGACUUCAACACACAAGUAUUUUUCUUUGGCUGUGUUUUUUUUCACAUCUUGUCAUUUUAUGGAAUAUAUCUAUUUCAAACAGAAUAAACCUAUAAAAUAAGAA
This is a messenger RNA of Mytilus californianus (California mussel), 6587 nucleotides long. RefSeq lists its product as uncharacterized. The record is from RefSeq and is a predicted model, not a curated record. The transcript has 3 exons. Bases 135 to 1907 code for a protein of 590 amino acids. Lineage: Eukaryota; Metazoa; Mollusca; Bivalvia; Mytilida; Mytilidae.